CACAGAACGGAGAAACUCCCAUGGAUCUUAGCAACAGAACGGUCGUGCAGGUUGUGGUGUUGGCGUUGGUAGCGCAGGUCACGCUCUCUCAGCACUGGUCGUAUGGCUGGCUACCUGGAGGGAAGAGAAGUGUUGGGGAGCUGGAGGCCACCAUCAAGAUGAUGGACACAGGAGGUGUAGUGGCUCUUCCUGAGGAGACAAGUGCACAUGUCUCAGAGAGACUGAGACCAUAUGAUGUAAUAUUGAAGAAAUGGAUGCCCCAUAAAUAAACAACUGAGACCAUUAUUCACAAAAGAAGCGAGAAGACAACAUCAAGCAGACAUACAGCAUCACUAUCAACAUCAAUGAUGGAGCAUUCAACUACAGUUCUGUCCAUAUCCAACAAACAUCACAUUUAGAUUGAUGUUAUUUACUUGAAGUAUAACACUUUAACCUUCUGUAAAAUUGUAAUAAAGAA
Molecule: messenger RNA, 457 nt
Organism: Oncorhynchus nerka (sockeye salmon)
Lineage: Eukaryota; Metazoa; Chordata; Actinopteri; Salmoniformes; Salmonidae
Gene: gnrh3
Product: gonadotropin-releasing hormone 3
Exons: 4
Coding region: 21-269 (82 amino acids)
Biological process (GO): multicellular organism development
Cellular component (GO): extracellular region
Molecular function (GO): gonadotropin hormone-releasing hormone activity; gonadotropin-releasing hormone receptor binding
Source: RefSeq, a predicted model, not a curated record